Messenger RNA from Canis lupus familiaris (dog), 3237 nucleotides. It is a transcript of the gene HES2, whose product is annotated as hes family bHLH transcription factor 2. Gene Ontology annotation, molecular function: protein dimerization activity; RNA polymerase II cis-regulatory region sequence-specific DNA binding; DNA-binding transcription factor activity, RNA polymerase II-specific. The transcript has 4 exons. Lineage: Eukaryota; Metazoa; Chordata; Mammalia; Carnivora; Canidae. The coding region runs from base 192 to 689 and encodes 165 amino acids. Gene Ontology annotation, biological process: regulation of neurogenesis; anterior/posterior pattern specification; regulation of transcription by RNA polymerase II. The record is from RefSeq and is a predicted model, not a curated record. Gene Ontology annotation, cellular component: nucleus.
AGGGACGGGGCGGGGCCGGCAGGGCGACACCGCCUCCUUAAAGCCCGGCCGCUGGCGUGGUGCGCACCCCUCGGGCGCUGGCUCCCAGAGCGCGCCGGCCAUCCCCUCGGGCGGGGGGUUGCGCUUCGCGUCCGCGUGGGCACAGGUCUCUCCAGAGCAGGGCCCGCAGCGGUGCCGCUUCCCCGCCGAGCAUGGGGGUGCCUCGGAGAGCGGGGGACCCGGCGGAGCUGCGCAAGAGCCUGAAGCCACUGCUGGAGAAGCGCCGGCGCGCGCGCAUCAACGCGAGCCUGAGGCAGCUCAAGGGGCUCAUCCUGCCGCUGCUGGGCAGGGAGAGCUCCCAUUACUCGAAGCUGGAGAAGGCGGACAUCCUGGAAAUGACCGUGCGCUUCCUGCGGGAGCUGCCUGCGUCCUACCGCGCGGCCCGCACGCAGGCGCCCUCGGACGGCUACGGAGAGGGCUACCGCGCCUGCCUGGCACGCCUGGCCCGCGUGCUGCCCGCCUGCCGCGUCCUGGAGCCCGCGGUGAGCGCUCGCCUGCUGGAGCACCUGCGAGGGAGGGCGAGCGGCCCCGCCCCAGACGCUGGGCGCGCUGGGGACCCCUGCGGCCGGCCCAUGCCCUCCCCGCCGCCCCCACCUGCCCCCGCGCCGCCGGCGCCUCCCCGCGGCUCCGGCUUCUGGAGGCCCUGGUAGCCCCCAGCCGGUCCCCCGACCCGCUGACUGCAAGACACCCGGAGCGCUGGGAGCGCUGGGCGGACCAAGGAAACUCGUGGUGUCAGCUGCUGUUUCCACCCCGAGGGACCAGCUCAGCACCCACAACCAGGCUGGAACCUGGAUGUUUGUGAUCUGUGUGGCAGGCUGAAGGCUACGCGGGCUCAGCUCCAGGGAAUGAGAGUGGCCCAGCCUCACCUCAAUGUGGGUGUGUCUGGGAUGGAGAAGGGGGCAGGUGGCUGCAAGGGGAGGAAGAAGCUCCCCUCCUCAGCUGCUGGAAGUGGCUCUAGAGCUGGGCCAGCUGUGUUUGGGCAGCCGGCACACCUGCCCCAGCACCGGCACCAACCCAAAGGCUGGCCCAGGAGCUCACCUGAGCCAGGUGCAGCCAUCUGUGCUGACUGGUCACUGCUUCCCAGGCCUUCUAGUGCCUGCCCCCUUACUGGUUCAGCUUGGGAACCUCUGGACCGACAACAGCAAUGACCCGAGGGGCUCUGCGGGCUGGGCAGCCAUCACCUCCACUCCUGGGCUCUCCUAUCCAGUGCUUUCAUUUAUAGGGACAGGGUGCAGCCAGGGCUCUCUGUUGCUGGGGAUGGAGGCAUUGUGAGAUCGCCUCUGGGAGGACUUUAUUUCCCCGAGCAUUAAGUGACCACCUGUGUACCACACACCAGUCUAGGGGGGCUUGGGGGUGAUGAAGGGGUGGGAUCAGAAGGAGGGUGCCCUGUGGCCUCAAGAAAUCUUGAUGCUUUGGAGGGGUUGCACCCAACAGAGUCAGUGCCAAUGUGAUGUGAGCAGGGCCUAUGUCCCGGAGCAGCAGAAAUUCAAUUUGCUUGCAGAUAACAGCAAGUACAGGAAUAGGAAACACCUUUCCUUAUUUUCUCUUGCAGACUGCUCCCUGCUCCUUGUCAGGACAGAUUCCUGCAAGCCACUUGUUCUUCAGACUGCUUUUCCCUGUGCCUAGAAGCAAGGGGAGUCUGAAGAUACUCAGGGAGGGGCCUGUGGACCCCAGUCAUAGGUGCCCAGGAGAAGGCCGGAGCACCUGAGGCCUGCUGGUCAUGUUUCUGUUUCACAGGGAUUCACUGAGCAUUCGAGGGAGGUUGGGACUCCCAACCAUCCCCAGUCCAACAUCCUGAGCAAGGAACCAGGAGCAAGGGACAGCGGAGCUGACAGGAUGGGGGUGUUCACUAGGGUACAACUAUGUCACAAAAACCCAUGGUGUCCUCGGCAUUGAUGUGGAUGGUGAGAUGUGGGCAGCUGUGGGCACUGUCAAAGGAAUCAAUGUUAAGACAGGAGGUGAGCUUCCCAGUGCUCUCUUGGGCCCAGCUGGUUGGAUUGGAAGGUCCUGGAGGGCAGGGUUAGGGCUGAGUGUACCUCUGUAUCCCCAGGGAACUCAGCAUGUGGUGGCUGCUCAAUAAAUAUCAUGAGCUAAUGAACAGGUGAUGUGACUGGAUCACAGCUGUACAGAAUCCCUUGGCCUCAACUCCUACCCCUAAUCCCUAAUGUCACUUAGAAUAUCUGCUCUACCAAAGCCUGUGUACCCCGAGGACAAAUGUGGGGGAGAGUGUGGAGAGCAGAGAGAGCAUGCUUGCUUGCUUUCCCUGAUCCUGAGAAUGGAAGCCUACUCUCCUGAUCUGCCAGGAGCAUGUGGAGCAGGGGCAGGUAACCCAACCCAAGCUCACACCCACCACAUAAUGUCAAGUUCCCUCGUUGGGUCAAGGACUCUGCGUUGGGCACCCACUGAGCAGGCUUCUUUUCCCUGAUAAAUAAGAGCUUUCCAUACAGAUUUGACCUCUAUAAGAACUGAUCAACCUGAGGCCUCUUUCCUCCUUUGGGUCAUUUUUGCCACUUCUUGCUUCUGAGUGCCAUCUGGGUCCUCAACCCUGUGACUCUCAAUGACUUGACUCCAAGCUAUAAUACAAGUGGUCAGGGAGGAUCAGAGCUUAGGCCAGUGACUCACAGGAUCAGGCAUUCCAGGGAACAUGAACCAGGUGCCUCCCCUCGCCUGGAGCCCUGACAGAGAGCUGAGGCAUGCCCAGCUGGGUGAGGUUCCAGGCCCAUGGUGAGAGGCUGGUUUCCCAGCAGGGAUGGGCAAGAGCUGCCCAGAAAGUCUGAGCUGGGCCUCCUCUACGGAACACCUGCAGGCACCUCCUCAGGUGUUCCUGAAGGGAGUGCAGGGCAGUGUGGGCUUUUUCUAUGGGGGAGGGAGGCUGCUUUACUCAGGGGCAUUUUGUGAUCUUCAACUUGGCCCAUAUCGUGCCUGCUGGCCAGCUUUUAUGAUGCCCUCUCUGCUAUGAUCCCAUGCUUGAAUCUAACUAUGGUUAUCAUGCUUGGUUGGAGAAAAGGCUCCUGUGUCUCUCAUAAACCAAUGGGUGAAAUGAUCCAAUGACCAGAGCACUGAGCUGUCUGGGAAACUCUACAUGGCCUCCCCACCCCCGGCGUCAGUUUGUUUAGAGAGGUCAAAUCUCCUUUCCAUGAGUGAGGAUAAAGAGCUGGUUGCCAAGGACGACUCCUUUAAUAAACAUUUACAAAUUGC